GAAGAAAUUUCCAAAAUGGUUUAUGCAAAUAAAGAAAAGAAAAAUAGAAAAAUGAUAGUAUAAGAAAGAAAGCCACAGUUUAUUUAAUAAAUGGUUGAAGAGUUCAAGGGAAUACAAGUUUGUAUUUGUGGCUGAAGCAUUGAAGAAAGAAAGCAUAUACGUGGGAAGCUAAAGUAAGGGACUCUUAUAAAGGAAUAAAAUGGAGACCUGGAAAAAGGUUUGGAAAGAAGUGCAAAGACAACUUCUAUUAGCAGGUCCAGUGUCUUUGGUUACUUUGAUGCAUAUUUCUUUACUUAUGAUAUCAUUGAUGUUUAUUGGCCACAAUGAUGGAAAGUUGGCUUUAGCUGGUGCAUCAAUGGCAACUGCAUUUGCUGCGGUCACUGGUUAUUAUGUCCUGGUGGGAUCCACUAAUGCAUUGGACACUUUAUGUAGCCAACUAUUUGGAGCAAAACACUAUCCUAUUCUUGGCAUAGAAUUGCAAAGAGCAAUUAUAUUUAGUUCGGCUACUAGUGUUAUGAUUUCAAUCAUAUGGGCAAAUGCAACUCCAAUUUUGAUUGCCAUGCACCAAGAUCAUGAAAUAUCUCAUGAAGCAGGAAGAUAUUUACUAUAUUUGGUUCCUAGCAAUUUUGCAUUUGGUCUACUCCAAUGCUUUCGAAGUUUUUUGCAGAACCAAAAUAUAGUAAAUCCCAUAGUCUUGAGCUCUGUAGUAGCAACUAUUGUGCAUAUUCUCUGUUGUUGGAUUAUGGUUUGUAAAUAUGAGUGGGGAAGCAGUGGAGCUGCAGUGGCAACCUCCAUAUCGUAUUGUGUAAAUGCAUUUUGUUUGGCCCUCUUUAUCAAAUUUUCUUCAACAUGCAAAGAAACUUGGAAUGGUUUUUCAAAACAAGCUCUUCACAAUUUUCUUCCUUAUAUGAAAUUAGCCUUGCCUUCGGUACUAAUGGAAUGCUUCAAGACUUGGGCAUUUGAGAUAUUAAUCAUCUUUUCUGGGUUUUUUCCUAAUCCAGUGCUUGAAACUUCAGUUCAAUCUAUAUGUCUUAAUACAUUUGGAUUGAUUUGGUCUAUCCCUGCUGGGCUCAUGGUCAGUGCAAGUGUACGAGUUGGAAAUGAAAUUGGGGCCAAAAACUUAGAAGCAGCUCGUUCAGCCAUGGUCGUGGUAUCAGUAAUAGUCAUCAUUGAGGGACUUGUGGUUGGAAUUAGUAUCAUACUCUUGCGUAAGAUGUGGGCUGGGUUAUAUAGCAACGAUGAAAAUGUUGUCAAAAUUGUGUCAUCCUUGAUGCCCUUUCUUGCAAUGUCAUGCUUUCUAAAUGGAUUUCAGACUGUUCUUUCAGGCAUUUUUAAAGGAUGUGGCUGGCAAAACAAAGGUGUAUACCUCAAUCUUGCAGCGUUCUAUUUUGUUGGAAUUCCAUGUCAAGUUACAUUUGCCUUCGUACUCCACAUGAAAUCCAAAGGGCUUUGGCUGGGGAUGAUUAUUGGCUUUGUUGUGAAUGUAAUAUUUUUCCUUAUGAUCAUCUUACGUGCCAACUGGGAUAAAGAAGUAAUGAAGGCUGAGAACAGAGUGAAGGAAUGCUCAACUUAUGGAGAAAAGUCUUCAGGUCAAAAUAAUUCUAGUUAACACCACCACUUUUGGUGAACAUGAUAAUACUACUUUGUAAAUUGUAAUUUUAUUUAUUUGUUGAGUUGUUGAUGCUUUUUAUUAUUUUAUUUUGAAUUUAUUUGUUUGAAUGGUUAUAUAUUUAUACUUUUC
Cannabis sativa is the source of this 1741-nucleotide messenger RNA. RefSeq names its product protein DETOXIFICATION 16-like. Bases 200 to 1609 code for a protein of 469 amino acids. Lineage: Eukaryota; Viridiplantae; Streptophyta; Magnoliopsida; Rosales; Cannabaceae. Gene Ontology annotation, cellular component: membrane. Gene Ontology annotation, biological process: xenobiotic detoxification by transmembrane export across the plasma membrane. The record is from RefSeq and is a predicted model, not a curated record. Gene Ontology annotation, molecular function: antiporter activity; xenobiotic transmembrane transporter activity. The transcript has 10 exons.